AUGAAGCUGAAGGCGGGCGUGCCCCGGAAACAGGCGAAGGUCCUCGUCAAGGAGGAGGAGAGGGAGCCGGAGCUGGUGUCACCGCCUCCUCCGCCACCGCUGUGGACGCGGUCUCCGACUCCGCCUCCGCCACAGGAUGUGGCGCCGCCGCCGCCGCCGCCUCCACCGUGCCAGCCUCGACCUACGUUGGCGCCGAUCCCCGCGCCUCCAGGCUGGGGCACGCCGAUGGUGCUGCCGCAUCCUUCGCAGCAGCUGUUCUGGGGCUUGCCUCUGCUCACACGGCCAACCGCUCAGCCGUGCCCUGCAACGCCACCACCGGGAUGGAGCAUACCUACGCCGCCGCCGUCUUUCCCAGCACCGUUCUGGGGCACGCCCGUAAUGCUGCCGCCAUUGCCACCGCAUGUGGCCUGGGGCUGGCCUCCCGGCACGGCGCCGCACCGGGGCAGCAUGUUGUCGCCAGAGCACCCGCCCAUGCACCUGCAGCGAUCACCACCUCCCCUGCUGCUGCAACAGCCACCACCGCAUUUUCAGGGUCAGCCGCUGCCUGCGCUGAUUCAGACACCACCACCUCACCUGCUGCUGCAACAGCCACCGCCGCAUUUGCAGGGGCAGCCGCUGCCUGCGCUGCUUCCCAUACCACCGCCUCCCGCGCUGCAGCACUAUCCACCGCCGCACUUCGGCGGGCAGCAUCCACCUCCUGCUCUCCAUCAGGCACUACCACCUCCCAUGCAGCUGCAGCGGCCGCUGUCGCAUUGA
Molecule: messenger RNA, 756 nt
Organism: Miscanthus lutarioriparius
Lineage: Eukaryota; Viridiplantae; Streptophyta; Magnoliopsida; Poales; Poaceae
Source: the annotation of a GenBank genome assembly